UUAAGAUAAUGAGAUUUAUAAAAAUUAUUUCACUAUCAAUUCAGGUGCAAAUAUCAUUGUAUUUAUUUGUAGUUUCAAUCGAUCGCGGAUUUACAAAUACGAGUAGUGCAGGAUUUUCUUCAUUAUUCGAAUCGGGUCUUAAGUCAUUGAUUGAAAAUUUUGAAUGGGAGUCACGUGAACCCAUCAACCGGGAACAAGUUCUUCCGGAAUACGAUUUCAUUGUUGUCGGUGCCGGAAGUGCAGGAUCAGUAGUGGCGAGUCGAUUGUCUGAAAUCAAAAAUUGGCAGGUAUUAUUGAUUGAAGCUGGACAACACGCCAUCCAUCUCAUGGAUAUACCAUUGGCCGCUCCAUUUUGGCAAUUUUCCACAAUCAAUUGGAACUACAAAACAGUGCCGACAAAUAAUUCGUGCCUUGGUUUCGAGGGCAGUCGAUGCAAAUUUCCAAGGGGUAAAGUCAUGGGUGGCAGUAGUAUAUUAAAUUAUAUGAUAUAUACACGUGGUAAUAGAAAAGAUUACGACAAAUGGGCAAAUAUGGGCAAUACAGGAUGGGACUAUGACAGUGUUCUGAAGUAUUUUAUCAAAUCGGAGAGCGCCAACUUGUCUCAUGCUGAUUCGGGUUAUCAUGGCAAAAGUGGAUUGUUGUCGGUGACCGACGUCCCUUAUAAGACGCCAAUAGCGAAAGCUUUUGUUGAAGCCGGAUCACAAAUCGGACUUCCUAUUGUAGACGUAAAUGGGAAAAAACAAAUAGGAAUCAAUUAUUUACAGGCUACAAUGAAAAACGGUCGUCGUUGGAGCACAAACACUGCGUUUCUGUUCCCAACGAAAAACAGAUCGAACCUGCAUGUGAAAAAGUUCAGCACGGUAACGCAAAUACUGAUAGAUGGAGCGACGAAAAAGGCAAUUGGAGUGGAAUUUGUCUCGAAGCUCAAAAGAUACAGAGUGUUUGUACGAAAGGAAGUGAUCGUUUCUGGUGGAUCCAUAAAUUCUCCGCAGCUGCUCAUGCUAUCCGGAAUCGGUCCGAAGCAACACCUGAUGGACCAUCACAUCCCGUUGGUGAAAGACUUGCCGGUCGGCGAGAACCUGAUGGACCAUGUAGCGCUCGGCAGUUUGACCGUAUCGAUAAACAAAACCGUUUCGAUACGAAUGGAAAACAUUUUAAAAGAUACAGACGCUGUGAACGACUUUCUAGUACAUGGUGUUAGCGUGAGCACAGUGCCUGGAGGUGCCGAAGCUCUGGCGUUGGUGGACACGCACAGGCCCGGGUCGAUUGACGGACAUGCCAAUCUCGAAUUGCUGCUAGCGUCGGCGACAUACUCGUCCCAUAAGAUGAUUUCUAGCCUUUGUGGCAUGAAGGCCGACCUGUACGACGCCGUAUACCGGGCCACCGAGGGCAAGGACGGGUUCAUAGUGUUUCCAAUGGUAAUGCUACCCAAGAGUCGCGGUCGGGUAUGGCUGAGGGACGCGAACCCGUUUCACCAUCCACUAAUCGACCCCAACUAUUUUGCCGACGAGACCGAUCUGGACGUGUUAGUGGCUGGAGUCCGACUAUUCCAGCGGAUGCUGCGCACCAGUCCGAUGAGAUCACUAGGCGCCAAGAUCCUGGACACUCCGCUGCCUGGGUGCAAGCAACACGUGUUCGACACGGACGCUUACUGGAAGUGUUCCGCCCGACAGAUAUCGUACACGAUCUAUCACCUGUCCGGCACGUGCAAGAUGGGACCGGCCUCCGACCCUACGGCAGUCGUCGAUCCGAGAUUACGUGUGCACGGCGUCCGCGGUUUGAGAGUGGUGGACGCAUCGAUUAUGCCGGAAAUACCGGCGGCUCACACCAACGCACCGACGAUUAUGAUCGCGGAAAAAGCAUCGGACAUGAUCAAAGAGGACUGGGACGUAUUGACGUUGUAGUCAAUGGUGUGAUUAUACACAUACCUAUAUAUGAUGUUUUUAAUUUUUAUAAUUUUUGUAUAGAAAGGAUAGCUUUAUGUACAAACAACUUUGGAAAUUAAAUCUAGUCUAAGAUUUUGAGCAUAUUAACUGAUAUGACUAUUAUAUAAUAACUACCGACGUCCAACGGUGUGUAUUACCUAAAAAGCGAUUUUAUCUGUAUAAAUAACAUUGCAACACAAUUGACGAUUUCGUGUACCUAUAUGUUAUUUGAACUUGUUGGUCAUCUACCUAUACAUAUAAUGUUAUUAUUAUUAAUACAGUAUUAAA
Melanaphis sacchari is the source of this 2213-nucleotide messenger RNA. Its product is annotated as glucose dehydrogenase [FAD, quinone]-like. NCBI's taxonomy places the organism in Eukaryota, Metazoa, Arthropoda, Insecta, Hemiptera, Aphididae. Bases 9 to 1904 code for a protein of 631 amino acids. The transcript is spliced from 5 exons. The record is from RefSeq and is a predicted model, not a curated record. Gene Ontology annotation, molecular function: flavin adenine dinucleotide binding; oxidoreductase activity, acting on CH-OH group of donors.